AUGUCAGAAACACAGGUCGACGCUACCACCAUUGAGAAUGGGAAGAAGGCAUUCCAACCACGCGAUAUUACUCAGGAGCCCGCCAGCUUCUCUCUUCCGGAUGAGAUAUGGACUCCCAUGUUCGAAACACCAUGUGCUUUCGAGCCCGAAUACUAUCAGCGCGUUAUGCUCAACCUCAUCCGCCACCCGGAGAUAGCAUCCACCUACCUCUUCCGUGCCGAAAUCUUUUACGAUAGCUUCAACGACCCGGAAGGAAAGUUCGUAAAGCACAUCAAGGCUGACUACCAACCACGGCCAUGCCACGUGCCAGGCUACGAGCUAGAGCAGACGAUCGUGCGGCGGAUGAUCCCACGCAACCCGCAGCGCGAUAACCCUCUGGUCCAAACCUGCCACAUCUUCCAAAAGAAAGACGACUCAGGCUCUACAAGCAACCUCGUAAUCUACAUCCCCCACUCAGAAUCCGCAUCCGACGUCCCCUUCUACCACCCCACCGUCGCCGCCCUCGCCUUCCUCCACACCUGGCCAUCCCCAACCCCGGACGCCUCCUCCCCUCUCGGCCACUUCUCCAUCCACUACCGCCUCUUCCCCACGCACCCCCUCGACAACCGCCUCAUCCGCACCGCGCUCAGCCUGCUCACCCUCAUCAACAAGCACAGCCUGGGCCAGAAGGCCGGCUACACCAAGCGCGUGCACCACGACCAGCUCAUCCCGCAAGCCCGCUUCCAGGACACGUACACGCGCCUGAAGACCGCGUAUGCGAAGGAUCUGAUUGCGGGCUGGGUCGAGCAGACGCCGUCGGGCAAGCAUGUCUUUGAGGACUUGGGAAUUGCAGCGUUUUUGCUGGAGUUGUGGAAGGACAUGUAUGCUGCGCCUAUUGUCGGUGAUGGGGAUGCUGGGGUAAAUGGAGAGAGUGUGGAGGUGGGAGUGGGAAAGGAGGAAGAAGAGAAAGCGAAGCCUCCAUUCCCAGGCUUCGUCGACAUCGGCUGCGGCAACGGCCUGCUCGUCUACGUCCUACGCAGCGAAGGCUAUCCCGGAUGGGGCUUCGACGCGCGCCGCCGCAAGACGUGGGACACAUUCCCGCCAGCCGUCCAACAGAACCUGAAAGAGAUGGUCCUGGUCCCCGAGCCCUUCGUCCGCGCCUCCACCACCACCGACGACGCCAAUGGCAACGCCGACCUCCUCUCCAACCUCAAACUCGACGACAACAGCGGCGCCGCAAACGCACCCGCCGACAAAUUCCACAACGGCAUCUUCGCCGCAGGCACCUUCAUCAUCUCCAACCACGCCGACGAGCUCACGCCGUGGACGCCGCUGCUCGCAUACCUCUCCCGCUCGCCCUUCAUCGCCAUACCCUGCUGCAGCCACAACUUCGCCGGCGCCAAGUUCCGCGCGCCGGUCCAGAAAGCUGCUGCGAACAACAAGAAAGACGAGGAGGGGGGCAAGGGCGGCAAGACCGGCUCGCUCGGCGACAACAAGAAAGGCAGCAGCGGCAAGAACCAGCAGCCCUCAGCGUACGCGACGCUGUGCGAUUGGGUGUCGCGGCUGGCGGCGGACGUCGGGUUCGUGCCGGAGAAGGAGAUGUUGCGGAUUCCGUCGACGAGGAAUGCGGGGAUUGUUGGGAGGAGGAGGCGCAGGGAAGAAGAAGAAGAAGAAGAUGGGGAGGCUGAGGGGGGGCAAGGGCAAGAGCUUGAUGAGAGGAUGGAGGCUGUGCGGAAGUUGUUGGUUCGGGAGAUGGGUGGGAAUGUGGAUGGGGUUGGUGGCUUGGAGGCUGUGGGGAGGGAGUGGGUGGAAAGGGCGGGGAAGUUGGUGAAGGGGCAGGGUGGGGGCCAUUGA
This is a messenger RNA of Lasiodiplodia theobromae, 1833 nucleotides long. RefSeq names its product AdoMet-dependent methyltransferase predicted. Lineage: Eukaryota; Fungi; Ascomycota; Dothideomycetes; Botryosphaeriales; Botryosphaeriaceae. Gene Ontology annotation, molecular function: tRNA (uridine) methyltransferase activity. The transcript has a single exon. The record is from RefSeq and is a predicted model, not a curated record. Gene Ontology annotation, biological process: tRNA methylation. The coding region runs from base 1 to 1833 and encodes 610 amino acids.